Molecule: messenger RNA, 2967 nt
Organism: Kluyveromyces marxianus DMKU3-1042
Lineage: Eukaryota; Fungi; Ascomycota; Saccharomycetes; Saccharomycetales; Saccharomycetaceae
Exons: 1
Coding region: 1-2967 (988 amino acids)
Source: RefSeq, a predicted model, not a curated record
AUGUUUCGUUUUAGGAAGUCAAGGGAGCCGAGACAGAUUGAUCCCGGGGCUAUUGUUGCUGCUAACACUAUAGGGAAAGCGCUUGUUCCAUCUCAGAACAGUAUCGGUGGACAGGUGGUGGAUAAGGAUAAGAUUCCUCGGUAUAACAGUUUUACUGGUCGGAGUUACUCGUUGGUUAAUAAGAGUCAGGGAGGCGCAGCAGCGGCAGCGAAGAAGCCUAUUUCGCGCCAGAGUUCGGUGAGACAUAGUAGCAGUGGGUCAUCUCGAUAUGGGUCCAUGCAAUCGUCGAGUGAGAAGAGCGGAUCAAAGGUAAAAAGUGGAGGGAGGAGUUCGAUGACGAAAAAGAUGAGCAAGACUCCUUCGAAUGGGUCCUCUGCUAGUUCGCGGGCUGAAGCUGAGCGAGUUUUCCAUGAUUUUGGUGGUAAGGAAGCGAAGGCGAAGUAUGUGCCUGGUCCCAAUGGUCUGAAGCCUGCGGAUGUAACGAAAGGCACACCGAAGAUGAUUUCUAAAUAUAUACCUAGUAGUCAUGGGUUGAUCAAGGUUGAAGUACCAGAAGAUGAGUAUGAGGCUGAAAGGAAGAAUAGUAUCAGACGUUCUGCUUCGAUGCGUUCUGGUAUGACUGGGCCAAGACACUCGCUAUCGUCGAAGAGAAGCCAGAGUUCGUUACGGUCGAACUCGUUUGGGAACAAGACGCCUAGUGGGACUCCGUUGAGGAGGCUAACGGAGGUUUCUGCUCUUGAGGAGAAGAAGGAUUCGCGUACUUCGUCACUUGUUGUUAAGCCACUUACUUUCACGAAAAGGAGCCAGUCGCCACAAACCCCAGAGAAGCCUGCUACGAAGGAUUUGUUAGGUGCUGCUCUUUCGGACGAACCCAUCAGGGAGACAUCUGUUACGGACGAUCAGUUUGUGGAGGCGGAGUUAGAUGAAGAAGCCGAACCAGAAGUGCUAAAUGAUGAGCCUGAGGCGGUAGCUCCAGUAUCCGAUACAGAACUAGCUGAAGUAGAGGAGGUUGAAGAAGAGGAGGAGGAGCCAGCAAACAUCGACGAUGUUUUAGAAGAGGCAGAAGAGCUAGAGGAGGAGCAAAAACUCGAGGAGGAGCAAAAACUCGAGGAGUCGAAACCUGAACCUUCAAAGGUCGAGGAAGCUAACGAGGAGCCAAAGGAAGAAGCUAACGAAGAGCCAAAACUUGAGGAGCCAAAACUUGAGGAGCCAAAACUUGAGGAGCCAAAACUUGAAGAUGUUAAGGUAGAAGAACCUAAAGAAGAUCCAAAACUUGAAGACACUCAAGUAGAGGAACCUAAGGAAGAACCUAAGGAAGAACCAAAGGAAGAACCAAAGGAAGAACCAAAGGAGCAACCAAAGGAAGAGCCUAAGGAAGAGCCUAAGGAAGAGCCUAAGGAAGAGCCUAAGGAAGAGCCUAAGGAAGAGCCUAAGGAAGAGCCUAAGGAAGAGCCUAAGGAAGAGCCUAAGGAAGAGCCUAAGGAAGAGCCUAAGGAAGAGCCUAAGGAAGAACCUAAGGAAGAGCCUAAGGAAGAACCUAAGGAAGAACCAGCGGUGGAAGAUGUUAUGUUAGAGGAAGCGACUGAAGUUCAGAAUGAAUCUAAGAAAGAAUCUGAGGAAGAACCAAAGCAAGAAGUCAAAGAAGAAGCUAAGGACGAACCAAAGCCAGAAGUUAUAGACUCAGAAGAACUCCCAGAGCCAACUGAAAGUCAGAAGAUUGAGGACACAGUAACUGAACACCCCUCGACAGUCAUUAAUGGGGGCGUAGAAAAUAACAAAACGGAAGAAGUUACUGUUGUCAAUGAAACUACCACUACCGAGCUACCUAAUGGCAAGCAGCCCGAAACUGCAAAAGAUACUGUAGAAACUAUCGAAUCACCAAAGUCGGAUGAUGAUAUAGAAGGAACCAAUAAAAGCUCGCUGGCUCAAUAUAUCAGAUCUGCAAACCCUGAACUACAAAGAGUAGCAGAUGAUAACAGCAUCAAUCUUCCAAAGAAUCCUCUUGAAAAGUCUCCUUCACCUAUUAAAUCAGCCAUGAAAAAGACUAAAAAAAGUGCCCUCAAGAAUCCACAGGCAGCACAUGCAUCUGGUGCUUACCUGUCCCUAACUACAAAGGAAAACACCAGACUGAAUGCUCAACUUUCACAUGAAAACCUGAGAGAAACAGCAUCUGCAGGCAGCGGGAAAAGAUUGAAUUCUCCAUCUUUAAAGAGGAAUCAAAGACCUCAGUCUAUGAUGGCUCAAAGAGUGAACGGCGAUAGACGUUCAUUUAUACAAACAAAUUCCCCUGUAUCGCCACGUAAUGACACAAGACCCAGAAGCAAUAUAGGAAAGCCUACGGUAAACGCCAAAGCUCUGCAAAACAGUGCAUUGUAUCCAAAAGAACCACCACAAAAGCGUUCCAGUUUUGAAAAGCAAAGGCCAACGCCUACAAGCUUUGCAUUCCGUAAUCUAUCUCUAAGACAGGAACCGGAGCAGUUUGAAACCCAGCCACUACAAGAACCACUCCAACCUCCAUCUGCUCAAUUCAAUGGCAGGUCCUCGAGGAACUCCACUCCACAAAAGGCACCAGUUCGUAGCAGCAUACAUGUAUCGACGCCCACAUCAACUAAUACUACUACUGGUGGAGAGUAUGCCAAACCAAGACCAGCCUCCAACAUUCCUGGCUUCAAAUCUAGAUUCGCUGAUUCUGAUUCCGAUGACGAAUCGGCAACUCAGAUGUUCAGCCAACAGGGAAGUCGGUCUACCCAACUAUCCAGCCAGUAUGAAACUGCUCCAACUCCUCCAGUACCAUACAACCCUAAUGCCACUCUAAGGCCAAUAAAGGAGCCUGAGUCUCAAAGUCAUUCUAAUCAUAACCACCACUUCCCGUCAUCUCACAAACACAAACAGAACGGAGUGCCCACUGAAAAGAAGAAGGGAACAUUCAGCAAAUUGAAGAAACUAUUCGGCAAGAAGAAACAUUAA